Rubroshorea leprosula is the source of this 1660-nucleotide messenger RNA. NCBI's taxonomy places the organism in Eukaryota, Viridiplantae, Streptophyta, Magnoliopsida, Malvales, Dipterocarpaceae. The record is from the annotation of a GenBank genome assembly.
CAAAAUUUACCAUACACAGUUCGAAAAAUGUCUCAAAAGUCUGAGGUUGUGGAGCACCAAAUUUCAGUGGAAGAUGAAUGGAAUUUCAGCAAGGAGGAGGAAAGAAAUCUCAGAACCUUGGAGGAAGACCUGCCUGACAUGACCAAGCCGAAAAUACGAAGGGUUACUCAUAUAUUACGCAACAACGAGAGCUUGAAAAGGUUUUUUGAACCAAAUUUUGUUGCAAUUGGUCCACUCCACCACUCCAAGCAUCCUGAUUCAAGACUUUACAAAGCCGAGAAGGCCAAGCUCAAACUGGCAGCAAUGUUCGUUGAAGGUAGCGGCACGACGAAAGAAGCUCUCUACCACAAGAUCAAGGAAGAGUUAACGAGCUUGAAGGCCUGCUACGGUAGCAAGGAAAUAGAGACGUGGAAUGAUUAUCAGUUGGCGUUCAUCUUCCUGGUGGAUGGCUGUGCAUUGCUGCGUUUCAUAGACUGUGCGGCAAAUGACAAGUUGACGGAUCUGGUAUUUAAAACUGACCUGCUCACAUUCGCAAAGCUGGAUUUGUUCUUGCUUGAGAACCAACUUCCCUACCAACUCCUCCAGCUACUGAUAAGCUCGUGCUCGUCCACUCGUGUUAAGGAGUUGAACAAGUCCAUCGAGGACUUUAUCUCAAAAAAUGUUGUGAGCCUGGCCGGACGGCAGAAACAAGAACAAAACACUACUGAAGCUCAGGAGUCGCAACAACAAAAUCCAGCUUCUGCUGAUUUUCAGCAGCCACAAGAACAGCAGCCUGCUCAUCUUCUGGCGCUGUUGCGUGAAAAAAUGAUUUUUGAAGUGAAAUCGGCAGAGAGACCGGCUGAGACAUUUCAGAGAUUUCUAGAGGCAUAUAUCUUUAGAGAAAGGAAACCAAGACACUACGGACACUCAUUUCGUAACAUAAAGGAGCUAAAAGAAAGAGGGAUUCGGUUAAGAAUGAGCAAGACAAGCAGUAUCAAAGACGUUUCUUUUAGCCGGGCCAUCCUCAAUUUCUGUUUUGCAUCCCUGAAUGUUCCCCCCAUCACAGUGGACGACUCAACGGGACCUAAGUUCAUGAACUUGAUAGCGUUCGAGAUGAGUUACGAUUUCGAGAACAAAUUCGAGGUGACCUCCUACAUAUCCUUCCUCGAUUACUUGAUCGAUAGGGAGGAAGAUGUGAGGGAACUAAGUGACUCCGGUGUGCUGCAGAACGAACUGGGCAGCGACAAAGAUGUUGCGGACCUGUUCAACACGAUCAGCAAAAACCUGGUGCCAGAUCCGGAGGCAUACUCAGAAGUGAAAUUGGCGAUCCAAGAACAUUGCAACUGCGCAUUGGCCACCUACGUGGUUCAAUUAUAUUACACCUAUUUCAGCAGCCCCUGGAGCUUCCUUGCUUUCGUCGGUGCCAUUCUGGGUCUAUUUUUCCAAGCUAUACAGAGUUAUUACAAAGUCUACGGUAAGGAAUCUGCCACUAAUUAGUUACUAGUAGCGUUUUGGGUUUCCUUGGUUAAAAAAUGGAAAUUCCUUGGGACAUUGCUUCCGUGGAGGUUCCCUAAAUUAAUGUUGGAUUCUAAGUUGCACUGACAGUCUUUGCUAAGUAAUGUGUAUCAAAUAUCUUGAUCAAUGUUAAGAUUUAUAUUUUUAUUAAAACAUUUGUAACAAU